Molecule: messenger RNA, 722 nt
Organism: Onychomys torridus (southern grasshopper mouse)
Lineage: Eukaryota; Metazoa; Chordata; Mammalia; Rodentia; Cricetidae
Product: protein S100-A15A
Exons: 3
Coding region: 114-440 (108 amino acids)
Cellular component (GO): cytoplasm
Molecular function (GO): transition metal ion binding; calcium ion binding
Source: RefSeq, a predicted model, not a curated record
GCUGUGGAUGCUGAGUAGCCCAGCACCAAGAGCAACAGACUCUCCACUGUCCCCACGCCCCCUCCUCUGCUCUGCAGAUCUGCUGGAACUGUACCUGGCUGGAACCAGCAGUCAUGCCGGACACACCUGUGGAGGACUCCCUCUUCCAAAUCAUACACUGCUUCCACCACUAUGCUGCCCGGGAAGGGGACGUGGAGACCUUGUCCCUGGAGGAGCUGAAAGCCCUGCUCCUGGAUAGCGUGCCUCGCUUCAUGGACACCUUGGGCCGCAGGCAACCAUACUACAUCACGGAGCUGUUCCGGGCGGCUGACAAAAACAAGGACAACCAGAUCUGCUUUGAUGAGUUCCUGUACAUCUUGGGCAAACUGGUGAAGGACUACCAUCUGCAGUUCCACCGGCAGCUGUGCACACACUACUGUGCCCAGCACAGCCUCUACUAGGGAGGCCAGACAGGCUUUCACCACUGAAGUCUGUUCUGGGAGGCAUGGCCUGAUUACAAACAGCUUACAAAAUUCAGCUAUGUAUGUCUUCUUUGUGUGCGCACAUGUAUACAAAUAGUACCACAAAUAUUUCUGGGACGUACCCAGGGCAUGGUUCUGGGUAUCCAUGAAUGUUCGGUAAAAGAAGUUUAGUCUUUACUGUGUGGAAUGUCAUUUGGGGGUGGAAGACAUGGCGCCUGCCUUAGGUAAUCCCUUGCUUGAGUGGGGAAUCCUGGCCAAGAA